Eimeria necatrix is the source of this 771-nucleotide messenger RNA. RefSeq lists its product as hypothetical. NCBI's taxonomy places the organism in Eukaryota, Apicomplexa, Conoidasida, Eucoccidiorida, Eimeriidae. Gene Ontology annotation, cellular component: cytoplasm; cytosol. Gene Ontology annotation, biological process: fructose 1,6-bisphosphate metabolic process; fructose 6-phosphate metabolic process; gluconeogenesis. Gene Ontology annotation, molecular function: fructose 1,6-bisphosphate 1-phosphatase activity. The coding region runs from base 1 to 771 and encodes 256 amino acids. The transcript has a single exon. The record is from RefSeq and is a predicted model, not a curated record.
AUGCAAAAUGCGGACUUGUGCCCUCCUAUGCACAUCUCUGUGUGUCAUUUUUUCCGAAUUAUUCAAAUAAAAGCAAAUGCGCGGAAAAUAAAGUCUAAAAAGGGCUUUGGGGAGCAAAAGCGCAAGUUUCCUUGGGGUGUACGUACACCCGAAGCUUUGCGUGCAGAAACCCCGUUUUUUCUAUAUCCAUGCAAAUCUCGAGUUUCUGAGUGCGGAAAAAGCGGAAUUAGAAUUCCAAACGAAUAUCUUUUCAUUUAUAUCCCCUUUCUUGUCCAAAAGCCCUCGAAAAGGGGCUUGUUUGUUUUUUUUUCAGACUUCCACCGAAACAUGCUGAAAGGCGGCGUCUACAUCUACCCGCCCACCUUCCGCGACCCCCAGCCCUCAGUCAACAUGGUCUUCCAGUGCCUGCCGCUGGCCUUUUUGGCCGAAGAGGCCGGCGGCCGCGCGAGCGACGGCUUUACGCGUUUGCUGGUAAUCGAACCCACGACCUUGGGUGACAGAAUUCCUUUUUUCUGCGGCAGCAAACACCUCGUGGACGUCCUCAACUUCUACAUGGCCAAGAACAAACUCCGGGACGGAGGCUGGUGCUUCCGCGCCAGCAGCAGCAGCAGCAGCAGCAGCAGCAGCAGCAGCAGCAGCAGCAGCAGCGGCGGCGGCGGCGGGGGAGGGGGGGGAGGCGGCAGUGGGAGCGAUACCGGCAGCGGCAGGGACGGGGAAGAGAGCGAUCCCACCAGGCUAGACAAACGAAGCGACAGCGAGACGGCUAGCUAG